Molecule: messenger RNA, 2493 nt
Organism: Diabrotica virgifera virgifera (western corn rootworm)
Lineage: Eukaryota; Metazoa; Arthropoda; Insecta; Coleoptera; Chrysomelidae
Gene: Miro
Product: mitochondrial Rho GTPase
Exons: 12
Coding region: 266-2266 (666 amino acids)
Biological process (GO): small GTPase-mediated signal transduction; mitochondrion organization
Cellular component (GO): mitochondrial outer membrane
Molecular function (GO): GTP binding; GTPase activity; calcium ion binding
Source: RefSeq, a predicted model, not a curated record
UUUUGUUUAUUUCGUUAAUUAAUUCCCGAAUUUUGUCAAUGAAGUGCGUCAAACGUCACGUGCAAUUUUUUGGCACGCACGCGUGCCGUUCUUUUUGACAUUCUGUAAAAAGUGAAAGAAUCUGAAAUAAAACAGCAAAAAUUAAUAUUUAAAUGAAGAUUUUAAUCAUAGUGCAAUGUAUUUAAAAACAAUUACAAAUCUAACGGUAUUCUCCUGGGAAAGUUCACGCUAAGUCAUUCAAUAAAACAGACCUGUACCUGAGAAAAUGGUAGUGAAAACUUCCCAAAAACGCACAGUUCGUAUUUUGUUAGUGGGUGAUAGUGGUGUGGGCAAGACGUCGCUGAUUUUGUCGUUGGUAAGUGAAGAAUUUCCCGAAAAUGUACCCUCAAAGGCGGAGGAGAUCACCAUACCAGCUGAUGUUACUCCAGAGCAAGUCCCUACCAACAUUGUGGAUUACUCAUCAGCCGAACAAACUGAGGAUGACUUGGAUGAGCAGAUCAGAAAAGCCAGUGUAGUAUGCAUUGUGUACUCAGUGGAUGAUGAUGACUCUAUUGAAAGGAUCACCUCGUAUUGGAUGCCUCUUAUUAGACAAAAUCACCCCGAUGGCACUUGCCCAGUAGUGUUAGUGGGAAAUAAAAUAGACCUAGUAGAGUAUUCCACAAUCGAUGGUAUUUUUGAAAUAAUGGAGGAGUUUUCAGAGAUUGAAACUUGCAUUGAGUGUUCAGCGAAAACCUUAAAAAAUAUUUCGGAAAUGUUUUAUUAUGCACAGAAGGCUGUUCUUCAUCCCACUUCACCAAUUUACUCUGUGGAUAAGGCUGAUUUAUCAGAAGGAUGCAAAAACGCAUUGAUCCGGAUCUUCAAAAUAUGUGAUAUAGACUGCGACGGACUCCUGAACGACAUAGAACUGAACAACUUCCAAAGUCGUUGCUUCAAUGCGCCUUUACAGCCACAAGUGCUAGAUGACGUCAAAGCCGUGUUGAGAAAGAACCUAGAGGACGGAGUAUGCCACAAUUGUGUCACUCUAAAUGGCUUCUUAUAUCUACACAACUUGUUCAUACAGAGAGGCAGAAACGAGACCACUUGGACUGUGCUAAGGAAGUUCGGUUAUAAUGAUAAUUUGAAUAUGUCCAAAGAGUAUUUGUAUCCAAGUUUGAAAGUUCCUACCGGAUCUACCACAGAGCUGUCUUUCAAAGGUCAACAGUUCCUCACACACCUCUUCGAAAGGUUCGAUAAAGAUAGAGAUAAAGCCUUAUCGCCGUCAGAAUACGAAGAACUGUUUUCAACGUGCCCCACUCCCGCGUGGGGCCCAGACGUCAGCUCUAUGGUGCCAACUAACGAGAAGGGAUGGAUUACGUAUCAGGGGUACAUGUGUCAAUGGGCGUUGAUGACUUUGGUGGAUCUACCCAGGACUUUUGAGUAUUUGGCUUACCUGGGGUACAAUAUUUAUGAAAACGAGACACAGGUGACAGCGGUACAAGUAACAAGAGAUAAGAAGACAGAUUUAGCCAAGAAACAAUCCAGUAGAAACGUGUACCAGUGUCACGUAAUUGGUCCGUCAGCGUCAGGAAAAUCCACCUUUUGCAGGAGUUUUAUCAAAAGCAUCCUCGAGUCAAAUCCCCUUCAACCCGAGAAGACUGGAGUCCCAAAUUGUACAGUGAACGUUAUUCAAGUGUAUGGACAGGAAAAAAUUAUGGUACUUAGAGAUAUCAAUGUUAGGAACGUGUCGGAUCCUCUUCUUCCCGCAGAGGUGCAGUGUGACGUUGCCUGCUUAGUAUAUGACCAAAAUAAUCCGAAAUCGUUCGAGUAUAUCGCCAGAAUAUACAUUAAAUAUUUUGCGGAAAGCAAAAUUCCCGUUUUAGUAGUGGCGUGCAAAGAUGACCUGGAAGAAGUUCGACAAGACUACAUGCUACAACCUCAGAGCUUUUGUCAAAAAUACAAAAUUUUACCUCCCCAGAAGUUCUCCGCCAAAGGUCACAAUAGGAAAGACGUGUUCAUUAAAUUAGCCACAAUGGCAGCUUUCCCACGUUUUCAAGCAGCUUGGAUUUUAUUCUACAAACAUAGUCCGUUGCGUCGCAUGGUACAUGCGUUACUAGUACGACCCCAACCGACAGAGUGGUUAGAUCAUUUUUGCAGGAAUUUUCGGGAAUUCGGAGUAAUGGCUGCCGAUUCAACCGUUUGGUGGAAAGCAGGAAUUAGUUUAGCAGCAGUAACAGCUAUAGGGUUCAUCUUAGCGAAAGUUAUGCAUACAGCCGAUAAAACAAGAUAAACUGUGUAAUAUAUAAAGAAAAUAAUUAUAUUUAUUGUACCAUAUGUUUACUGUACCUUAUUUUUUGUAUCUAACAAUUGUGGAGAAGUUUUUUCUUAGAGAGUAGGUGUUUUAUUCUUUAUCCUAUUUACAGGAUAAUUUGUACGGUGCUGAGAAGCAAAAGUUAGGUUCUAGUUAGAACAAAAAUAUGUAUAAUUUUUUAAAUCAAUUAUAUUAUCUCAAGAGAU